AUGUCGUUGCGCGGGGAUGCGAUUAGCCAAGCUGGGGCAAACAAAGCCGUUCGCCCCCCUACCGGAUUAGGAAAGCGAAGGCCUUUCCUUCGAAAGGAGACCGGAGAAUUAAAUGCAGAAAUACGAGAAGAGUUCCAAACCGGUUUAAGGGCUGCUCGCCCUACCGAAGUACUAAAGGCUUUCGAGGCUUACACCUCCCUAUUACACGACCUAAAAAAAGAUCCGGGAAUGGCACCAGGCGAGGGCGCCGCUAUGCCCCACAGCUCUGCAGCGGCCGACCCCCGGACUAUGCAAAAGAAUAGAGGUCGGCCGGGUCUUUCCCUGUUGUUCUGUUCCCACCACGAGAAAGACGCACAGAAGGAAGAGUGUGCCCCCCUUUCGUUGAGUGCCCCGCCCGGUUCACAGGGUUGUUGGCCUACCAAGCACUUUCCCGCAGCUCCUGCCGCCCGCCAAGCGGGAGGAGCGCUUGUUAUCCUUACUAUUCUCUAUGUCGGGGCCCCCUCCCAUUGCUCUAGCCAUAAGCUAUGGCAGCUCCGACUCGAAACCAAAGGGGCCUGCCCUGCGAGGCCAGAGUGGGCUCAGUGGUCAGCCCCCAUUCGAAUUAAGGGGUCUUUAGCUUUUUCCAGAUCUAGAGAGAUACUACGAGUCCUCCAUCUCAGAUUCCAUCGCCGCGGCCAUCCGGUUCACCGGUACUACCAAAAAGUCUCAUGCUUACGUUACUACUGUUACUGA
Molecule: messenger RNA, 732 nt
Organism: Vicia faba (fava bean)
Lineage: Eukaryota; Viridiplantae; Streptophyta; Magnoliopsida; Fabales; Fabaceae
Source: the annotation of a GenBank genome assembly